GCAACAAGUCCAGACACACACCGACUGAUCGCUGCUGGACAAGCGAUGCACGACACACUCAUCCGACCCACACAACCUGAGGACAGGACACACUGACAACAUCCACGCAUCAACACCGAGCUGUGAUUAUUGGACGCGCGCGCUCCGGCGUGUUUUGUAGCCGUCCUUGUUCCUCAAAUCAUCGGACUACCUGUCAGAGCGACAAAGUGACAAAUUCACGGACGCUAUCGCUGCAGAUUUCUGGACCUGACGAUGACCCUGGAGGAUGAUCUGACAACAGCGGCGGCGACGGGAAACGCGGCAGAUGUGGAGUCCCUCCUGCGGGCAGGAGCUGAAGUUAACGGGGUCAACUGUUUUGGACGGACCGCUCUGCAGGUGAUGAUGAUGGGGAGCACGUCGGUGGCUCAGAUGUUACUGAAGCACGGAGCGGAUCCCAACGUGGCGGACGGAAGCACCGGGAGCACCCCGCUGCAUGACGCGGCCAGGACGGGCUUUUUGGACACUGUGCGGCUGCUGGUGCAACAUCUGGCUGACCCGCAGGCCAGAGACAAUAAUAACUAUCGGCCUGUUGAUUUGGCCAUACAGAACAGUCAUACAGAUGUGGCUGAUUUUCUGCAGUCUCUGUAAAACCCUCACUGAUGUGUGUUUUGAGUUGGGACUCACGGGGCUUAGAGAGACGGGGCCUGAGGAGGCCUCCAACCCGAACUUACAUGGACUGUUUUGCUGUAAAACAUUUUUUAUUUAUUUGUAAGAUUUUUUUGCUGAAUAGGUUUUUUUUUAUUUUUAACGAAAUCGGGGUAUUCGCGUUGGGUCGCUGUUGUGACAAAAUACCAUGAGAUCUAAAGCCUGGGGAAUAUUCAGUUCACAGGAACCUUAAAAACAAUUUGUUGCAGAUUUAUCUUCUGUUGUAGGCUAUAAAAGAAAUAUUCCAAUAAGCAUAUAAGGAAUAAUGUCGUGUACAGUUUUACUUUAACCCUUUGAAGCCAAGAAAACUAAUUUGAUUUCUUUCAAAAACAUAGGGGAAAGGCAAUAAGCAACG
This is a messenger RNA of Plectropomus leopardus (leopard coralgrouper), 1039 nucleotides long. RefSeq names its product cyclin-dependent kinase inhibitor 2A/B (p15, inhibits CDK4) (gene cdkn2). Gene Ontology annotation, cellular component: cytoplasm; nucleus. Gene Ontology annotation, molecular function: cyclin-dependent protein serine/threonine kinase inhibitor activity; protein kinase binding. The record is from RefSeq and is a predicted model, not a curated record. Gene Ontology annotation, biological process: negative regulation of cell population proliferation; regulation of cyclin-dependent protein serine/threonine kinase activity; regulation of G1/S transition of mitotic cell cycle. Lineage: Eukaryota; Metazoa; Chordata; Actinopteri; Perciformes; Serranidae.